AUGCCUGGCUCCUUCUCGAGGAUGAUCGAAAAAGCUGGGAUGAGGCGUCUCGGCGACCCUAGCCCGGACGAGCCCUAUCUUUCUUUGACGCGAGGCGACCUGGAUAGUAUCAAGUCAAAUGACUGGCUGACGGACAAUGCCAUCGCAUUCUGGCAAGAAUAUCUUGAGCGCGAAGAACUCACAAACUUCCCCAAGGCCUCCAUCGUCCUCCUCCGUCCCUCUAUGGCCUACAUGCUCCGGCAGUCUGCUGACCCUCUCGCCGUCAAGGAGGCACUCCCCAACUUCAGCCGUACCACCCACAUCUUUCUCCCCAUAAACGACAACUCGGACGCGCAAGCCGAGGGCGGAUCGCACUGGUCCCUCUUACUCGUCUCCAUCAUCGAUGGCGUUUCCUUCCACUACAGCUCCAUGGCAGGGUGCAACGACCGGGAGGCACGGAGCACCACCAUGAAGCUCGAGCAGCUGUUGGGAAAGAGGCUGAGGUUCAUACCCAUGGCGGACAGUCCGCAGCAGGAGAAUGGGAGUGACUGUGGCGUCUUUGUCUGCGUACUCAUGCGCCAUCUGCUGCUCAAGAGAUUGCUGCGGGCAGAUGCGAGCAAGAAGGUUAGCAUGAGCAUGCGGGAUGCGCAUAUCGAUGCAAAGGAUGGUCGGAAGACGAUGCUCAAGGUGAUCGAGGAUAGGCGCAUCGAGGGAAAGCGAAGAUCGUCGCGUAGUCACUCACCCUUUAGGAAUCCGUCCGCACACUCGAAGAGCCCACCGCGUAUAGGCGACGAACAAUCACAGGAGCGUUAGGAGCAACCUGGAUUUACCAAGGACCGCCGCCUUCGUACUGGAGAUUUGGAACAUGAUACCGCCAUUUGUCUAUAAUGGCCUGAAAACCUACUGGCGAACAAGACUUUGAGUGCCAGAGAGAGCACUAUGCUUAUGACCAUGUUACAUGACAUGAUGACACCAGGGUACUUGAUAUGGGAAAGAAUACCAAAAUCGAAUGAGUCAUGUUUCGCUGAUUAUGCAUGGUACCGGAGUUCAGUUUCAUGCAUGUACAUACUCGAAAUAUAAUUUUGUACACAUUACA
This is a messenger RNA of Pyrenophora tritici-repentis Pt-1C-BFP, 1075 nucleotides long. NCBI's taxonomy places the organism in Eukaryota, Fungi, Ascomycota, Dothideomycetes, Pleosporales, Pleosporaceae. The record is from RefSeq and is a predicted model, not a curated record.